UAAUAGAAGAAAUAUAAAGAAAAACAAAAAAUAAGAAGUUAGUAUUUAUUCCUUUAGAUUUGUCUAAUGUUGACAGUAUAUAUAAUUUUGCUGAAAAAUAUAAACCAUUAAUAUGAAAAAUUAGAUAUAUUAAUUAACAACGGAGGAUAAUUUAACCUUGAUUUCAAAAUAUCACCCAUUGGAUACGAAAGUAAUUUUUCAGUAAAUCAUUUAGGACAUUUUUUACUCACAAACCUACUUUUAGAAAAAUUGAAAAAUACUAAAGAAUCAAGAAUUAUAGUAGUGUCUUCUAAAGUGCAUGAUUAUAUUAAAAAUAUAGACUAUAAUGGACUUAAUGUAUUUGAUAAAAAAAAUAUGAAAUUUUAUUGUUAAUCUAAAUUUGCAAACUUACUAUUUGUUAAUGAAUUAGCUAGAAAAUUAGAUGGAGGUAAUUGUAAAGUUGUAGGUUUGCAUCCUGGUGUUAUAAGAAACAAUAUGUUAACUUAUUUUUAUAAUAAUAAUGGUUUUUUGAUAAAAUCUAUUUAUUAUUUAGGCUAUCCUUUUAUUUGGUUGGGUACUAAAAGUAACUUUUAUGGUGCUUAAACUACUCUUACUUGUUGCUAUACUGAUUUCGAUAAAUUAUAGAAUGGAGGGUAUUAUUAAGAUAAUAAAAUUA
Ichthyophthirius multifiliis is the source of this 655-nucleotide messenger RNA. RefSeq names its product short chain dehydrogenase reductase family protein, putative. The transcript has 2 exons. The record is from RefSeq and is a predicted model, not a curated record. Lineage: Eukaryota; Ciliophora; Oligohymenophorea; Hymenostomatida. The annotation marks the transcript as partial.